This is a messenger RNA of Knipowitschia caucasica, 855 nucleotides long. NCBI's taxonomy places the organism in Eukaryota, Metazoa, Chordata, Actinopteri, Gobiiformes, Gobiidae. The record is from the annotation of a GenBank genome assembly.
AUGAGUUCCUCCGGCGGGGCUCAGCAGUGGGUCAGUCACCCUUCAAAGCUGCCCUCGGUCAAAGACUCUUGCACCAAGAAAUGUUGCUGUGACCAGAUCUGCCCCGUGUGCUUGAAGGGCGACACCAACCUCACCACGCACAGAAGCGACUAUCAAUCAUGGAACACAAACUUCUUGCGCCAGCCGUACAAACACCCGGACAAUUUCAAAAUUACCCAGGGAAUGAAUUUGGUCGACAAGGGGCAUGAGCCCAUGGAAAACCAAAGCAACUACAAACUGGCGUACCUUCCUCACCCACCGCAGCUACGAUCGAAACUGGACAUGCCGCGCAUUCAGGCCAGUAGCAUCCAACUCGGCCAACCUUGUCACGGCGUGGUCCACCAUCAAAGACCCUGGACAUCGGACGCAAAAUUAGGAAGAAACGGGAAAGACAAAGACACGUUCCUGUCCACGACGCACGCGGACUACAUCUGGCACCCGUUGCAAAGGACCUUGCCAAUAAUACAAGGACGCCAAAGCUCGGCGGUGAAAAGCAAAGCGCCUUUUGCGGGGACCACGACCAUGAGGGACGACUUCAAGAAAUGGGAUCUCCCACGGCGACCUUCUACAGCCCAGACAGACAAGAAGGACUGGACAAAAGGCUACUCUCAGAUUUCCUUCUCGACGUGCGCCAACAAGGCUAACCACUGCAGCAAGUGCUUCAACCACAGAGACAACAGUGUUUUUGAGUGCGGCAGGAGGAGGAGAGGGACGUGGAUUAGAAGCGAUGCGGCGAAAGAGCAAGGCCAGAGGGGUUGUUGCAUGCUCCACUCCAAACUCCCGCAGAGCUCCAGCUUCAGGAACAAGAACCUUUGA